AUGCCUGAUGCUUUUUUGACUGAGGCGGCCUUGUCGGUUCCGUUGAGCUCCUCGACUUCAGCUCAUCUCCUUUCAACACACUCCCACCUCCUACGUGAUUCAGGUAAAUCAUUGAAUGUCCGACAGCAAAGGGACUACUGCGGAGCUUGUGGUAGUGUUAGAAAGCCCGAGUGGACCAAAGUCACUGAGAUCAAACCAAAGACAAGGAAACAUCUAGCUACAUCAGUCUCCAAAGGCGCCACUGUAUACAAGUGUCUUCGCUGUCAUCGGCGAGCUGUAUUACCACCUAAGCAGGCCCCUCAGUCCCUGCCUUCUGCCCAAGCUGUAAACAUUGCAGCGUCAUCUACUCAAGAUCCAACAGAGGCUGUGGCAGGCCCAACGCGAGCCACAACCGACCCCAAGUCCGGUGAGAACCAAAACAGCAAGAAGCGAGCCAAAGCACGCAAGCAAGGUGGUCUUCAAGCUCUUCUCGCCUCAAAACAGCAAGCUCAGCCCUCGCUGGACUUGCUUGACUUCUUGCAGUAG
Molecule: messenger RNA, 525 nt
Organism: Penicillium brevicompactum
Lineage: Eukaryota; Fungi; Ascomycota; Eurotiomycetes; Eurotiales; Aspergillaceae
Product: ribonuclease P Rpr2/Rpp21/SNM1 subunit
Exons: 1
Coding region: 1-525 (174 amino acids)
Biological process (GO): RNA processing
Source: RefSeq, a predicted model, not a curated record